Zingiber officinale is the source of this 1784-nucleotide messenger RNA. RefSeq names its product DNA polymerase delta small subunit-like. Gene Ontology annotation, biological process: DNA strand elongation involved in DNA replication; DNA replication. Gene Ontology annotation, cellular component: delta DNA polymerase complex. Lineage: Eukaryota; Viridiplantae; Streptophyta; Magnoliopsida; Zingiberales; Zingiberaceae. The transcript is spliced from 14 exons. The record is from RefSeq and is a predicted model, not a curated record. Gene Ontology annotation, molecular function: DNA binding. The coding region runs from base 117 to 1436 and encodes 439 amino acids.
CUUUCUUUUCCAUAGCCCUAGAGGCUUCAACCCACACUCCUCUUCUCUCGUUUCUUCUCCCGCAUCCGAUCCACCCGCCGGCGAUUUCCGCCUUCCCCCCGUUCUUACGCCGAGAUAUGAGCGAAGUAGGUUCUAAGCUUUUCGAGAGGAAGCAAGCUAGCUACAAAAAUCUGGAUGGGAGGUUUGAGAUCCACACGGAGAAGUACCAAGGGCAGCAGUACAGCCACAUAUAUUUCACUCGUCUCCACCACAUGAGGAAUCUUCUUUACUCGCUCGUUCCCAAGUGGAAGCCCAACCUUCCAGUUAAAACAGUUUUGGGGCUUGAAGAAGGGAAAGAAUGCAUAAUUGUUGGUACAAUAUACAAGCACAUGAAACUAAAGCCUUCUAUUCUUGAUGAAUAUGCCAAGGAGAGAUCUAAAGUUCCUCUUGUGAAACCUCACAAUUUUAUGCACCCUGAUGAUCAUCUUAUUUUGGAAGAUGAAAGUGGUAGGGUUGCACUUACUGGCAGUUUUCUUGACCCUUCAGCUUUUGUAACAGGAAUUGUUGUUGCACUACAUGGGAAGGAAACUAGUAAAGGUGAUUUUUUGGUUCAAGAUAUGCUGGAAGCUGGGAUACCUCCUCAAACCGAGCUGCCACUUAGUUCAAGAGAAGACAAGUAUGUUGUUUUUGUAUCAGGAUUGAGUAUUGGAAGCAGUGAAUUUAAUCCUCUCCAGUUCCAACUUCUCAUCGACCAUAUUACGGGUCAUUUAGGUGAUGAAAAUGAACAAAGCAUUGCAUCUCAAGUAGUUCGCCUUGUGGUUGCUGGAAAUUCAGUACAAAUUUCACAAGGACUUCUUAGUGGUCAUACAAUUGCUCCAAGAGAUCAAUCUGCUUCAGUUGAACCAAUAAAGGAGCUAGAUAUUUUGCUGAAUCAGCUUGCUGCAGCUAUGCCUGUUGAUAUAAUGCCAGGACUUGAUGAUCCAGCAAACUAUUCCUUACCACAACAGCCUCUAAACAGAUGCUUGUUUCCUGGAGCAUUUGCUUAUAACACAUUUCUGUCAUGCACAAAUCCUCAUCAGUUUGAGUUGGAUGGUGUUCUGUUUCUCGGAACAUCUGGCCAGAAUAUAGAUGAUCUAUUCAAAUAUUCGGAGGCCAAAAACAGGCUUGAAUUUUUAGAGAGGACAAUGCGAUGGAGGCAUCUUGUACCCACAGCUCCAAACACCGUUGGAUGCUAUCCUUUCACCGAUAGAGACCCUUUCCUCGUCGAAAGUUGUCCACAUGUAUACUUUGUUGGUAAUCAGGAAAAAUAUGAAACUGCAUUUAUGCAAGGGCCUGAGAAGCAAUUAGUGAGGCUUAUUUGUAUCCCAAAGUUUUGCCAGACCGGCAUUGCUGUUGCGCUUAAUCUGAGGAAUCUAGAAUGUCACACCCUUUCUUUCUCAACUAGCUUGGAUGUGUAACCAGGCAUUUCAAAUCGUCAGAAUGCUGAUAAGUUAAUUUGACUUCUGACACCAAGAAACUGAUGGUAUGAAGCUGUUUUCUUUCUUGCCAUACCAUGAUAUCGGUUAGUAAUGAUGUUUCAAGUAGCUUAUGUUCUAUCUUGUAUCAAGUGCAUCUGAAAUUUGGAAAUUUUUUAAUCCUGUAUGGUUGGAUGAGGAAAUCAUCAGUGGUUCAGUUUCUUAGCUUCGCCUGAAGAGAGUUUUCCUUGUAGAAAUUAUGUAGAUUGGUUUUGAAUAACAAGUCUAACUUAUGCAUACAAACACUUUAUGCUCAAUCAUUCCAUUUAAUCCUGGAUCACCAUCAGCUCU